GAUGAUUAAAUUUGUGCAAGAAGUUGCCAAAAAGGACGGCGACCUGUAUCCACCGAAGACAUUAAACAGCAUUGUGUGUGGUAUAAACCGAUACCUGGAAGACAAGAACGACUACAACUUCAUGGAUAAGAGUGAUAAAAGAUUUUCCUUGCUAAGAAAAGUCAUGGACGCCGAAAUGAAAGAGUCCACAAAAAAAGGAUUUGGCCUUAAGAACACAAAACCACAACGAGAACCAGUUACAGCAGAAGAAGAGGAGAUACUUUGGUCUAAAGGACUGUUAGGGGGUAAUUGUGCUACUAGUUUAUUGCACACUAUUUAUUUCUAUAAUGGAAAAUUAUUUGGUCUAAGGGCGAAAGACCAUCGCAAUUUGCGAAUAGCUAAUUUCAGGAUUACUGAUAACAUAAUCACUUUUGACGAAAGUUUUAGCAAAACGUUUCACGGUGGCCUCAAAGAUCUAAAAAAUACACCAAGAGUAUCCACUCAUUUUUGCCACGAUUCAGGUAAAGAGCAUCCCAGGUGCUUAGUACAAUUGUAUAAGUUGUAUCUUGAAAAAAUCAAAAUUUUUGAUUCAGUAGUACAGGAUAAGGCUUUCUAUUUCUAUCCAAAUCGCGAUUUCAGUAAGUUUGAAUUUGAGCAAAGACCUCUAGGUGAAAAUAAGUUAAAUGGUAUUCUACCAGAUGAGCUUUGUGCUAAGGCCGGCCUGCCAAGGAAGACAGCACAUUCAUUAAGGAUAACCACUGCAACUAGGCUUUUUCAAAGUGGUAUUGAAGAGAAGCUUAUUAGAGAUCGAACGGGUCACAAAUCAGAUUCACUUUUCAAAUAUGAAAGAGUCUCAAAUCAACAGUUAAAGCAAGCGAGUUCAAUUUUAGGUCCUUGUAAUUCCGAGGCUAACGAUAGUACAAAUUACCCUUCAUUUGAGUUCAAUCUGUUUGAUACCUUAGGGGAUAAUGUUUUUGAUAAUGUAAUUUCUGAUGAAACAUUAUGCAGCAUUAAUUUAUCUGAUGAUGAUUUGAUGUUUAAUGAAGAUGUGGCAGAUGAAAUAUUAGCAGGCAUAGAUUACGAGAGUGCCACUACCAGUGUAACUCGGCCUACACCAAAAGUUAGUGAAGCUUGUACAGCUAGUCCACCUAAAUUAGUGUUUAGUAACUGCACUUUCACCAAUGUAACGUUUACUAAUUCAAAAUGAUUGAACAGUUAAGUAAUAACACAGAUGUAUUUAUCUAGCUUAAAGGUAAAACUUGAAAAUUAAAGACUAUAUGUUGCUUUGGCGUCUUGCAUUUGAUCUUGAUAAAGCAUUAAUGAAUAAAAUAUUAGUCCUUUAUCGUAAAUUGAUAAAGGACUAAUGUUUUAUUCAUUAAUGCUUUAUCAGCCCCGCACUCCCCUGAAAAUAUUCAAUGCCGCCCCCGACUUUUAGAAUGUUGCGCUUUUCUCUACUACUAAAAAUGUCGUCACGUGGUCGUAUAAUAGCAUAUCAUUGGCUUACAAUCCUAUGAAUUAUUAAUGAGUUUGAUAA
This is a messenger RNA of Exaiptasia diaphana, 1513 nucleotides long. RefSeq lists its product as uncharacterized. The record is from RefSeq and is a predicted model, not a curated record. Gene Ontology annotation, molecular function: DNA binding. The transcript has 2 exons. Gene Ontology annotation, biological process: DNA recombination; DNA integration. NCBI's taxonomy places the organism in Eukaryota, Metazoa, Cnidaria, Anthozoa, Actiniaria, Aiptasiidae. The coding region runs from base 2 to 1186 and encodes 394 amino acids.